CAAUCGGGUCUCCCCAGCGGUCAGACACUUGGUUUCUGAGGAAAACAAAACAAACCAGCGCCUCUAUUUAACCAUCGGAUUGUAUUUAAACAUCAAUAACUAGCAGGUACCGUUCGUUAAGAAGCCAGGCGUCGGUAUAGAAACAGAUAAACAACAGUAGCCUUUGUCGAACGGGAUUAACGAUCAUUUUCUCAGAAUAGCUUGAGAGUAUUUUUAGCGAGAAAGCUAAACGUUACGAGAUAGUCACGCGACGGCAUACAUUCUGCUAGCUGUCGUUAUCUAACCCACAUUAUCCAGCAUUAGUCAAACUAACUAUUUGUUGACAGAUCGUGGACAUCUUAGACUCUGACACACACAAAGAAAUAGGCAACGUUGGCGGAAACACGCCCGUCUUCUUCUUAACCCUAUCUUGUAGAUUACACUGCAGCCAGGAGUCACCUGAGGUUUAUUGAGCAACAUUGCAAAGUAGAACGUGACAAACGUAGCUACGGCUCGUAAAGUGUAGCUCCAGCUCCUACGGCUGUGAAGUCAUGUAUGACGCGAGCUGCCCAUUGCUCAACAGCGUUCUGCUCAGCUUGUAGCGGUGGAGAGGUUUGGUUUCCAUCACUGGGAGAUUUCGGCUCGUUUAGCUGCAACAUGCCUGGGAUGGUGGUGUUCGGUCGGCGGUGGGGGAUCGCCAGUGACGACCUUGUCUUCCCCGGCUGCUUUGAAAUAUUCGUCCGCGUGCUUUGGUGGAUUGGCACUGUGGUCCUCUACACCUACCACAGGGGCCACUUCGAAUGUAAUGGGAAAGGAGUCUUGCACACCUACCUGGUGGGACUGCUGGUUGUGCUCGGGCUCAUCAUCCUGUCAUUAUGGGCUAUUGUCUAUGUCAGUGCCCAAGGAACCAUCACAAACCCUGGCCUGCGCCGCUCUAUCCCUGCCCUGGUGUACCUGCGAGCUCUGCUCUACAUUCCUGAGCUGGUGUGGGCAUGUCUGGGAGCCGUCUGGGUUUCUGACGAUAGCAAAGGCUGCGAUCUUGCCACAGUGGGUUCUGUCAUCGCAGCAGUGAUUGCCAGCUGGAUCAUCCUGCUCUUUACGGUGGUUGGCGUGGUGUUUGUGUUUGACCCCCUGGGUAACCCCCGUCCUCAGCCCCCUGCCAUGGAACCUCUGGGAGUACGAGACAUGGAGAGCACCGAGGGCACCCAGUUCUUCUCCACAGCUCGCUCCAUCGCCACCAAGGUGUGGGAGAACAGGCUGCGGCUCCUGUGCUGUUGUCUGCCGCAGGAUGAAAGCAACCGAGCGGCGUUCUCCAGCAUCUCCCAGCUCUUGAGCGGAUUCUUCUCGGACACAGAUCUGGUCCCCAGUGACAUAGCAGCUGGUUUGGCUCUGCUGCACCAGGAGCAGGAUAAAAUGGAGCAAAGCAGGGACCCAGACGAAAUAGUGCCUCACAGUCCAUCCUCUCCCAUUGGAGAAGACUUGGAGACAGAGUUGGAGAAAGCAGCUCACUGUAUGCAGUUUGCUGCAGCAGCAUAUGGCUGGCCGCUGUACAUUUUCUCCAACCCCCUCACUGGGCCCUGCAAACUCAGUGGAGACUGCUGUAGGAGUCAUGCAGCUGAGUAUGACAUCGUAGGAGGAGACCACCUUGGCUGUCACUUCUCCUCCAUCCUGCAGAGCACUGGUUUGCAGUACAGAGACUUCAUCUAUGUCAGCUUUCACAACCAGAUCUAUGAGAUCCCCUUUUUCGUGGCCCUGGAUCACAAGCGAGAGGCCGUUCUGGUGGCCGUCAGAGGAACACUGUCACUGCGGGACGUCCUGACAGACCUGUCUGCUGAAUGUGAGAACCUGCCUAUAGAAGGAGUGAUGGGAGCCUGCUAUGCUCACAAGGGCAUGUGCCAGGCAGCCAGUUACAUCUACAAGAAGCUGGUCAACGAUGGCAUCCUGAACCAGGCGUUUUCUGUCGCACCGGAGUAUAAACUGGUCAUCACUGGUCACAGUCUGGGCGCUGGCACAGCUUCACUGCUCGCCAUACUCCUGCGCAAUUCCUUCCCCACCCUGCAGUGCUACGCAUUUUCUCCACCAGGGGGACUCCUGAGUAAAGCCUUAACUGAUUACUCAAAGGACUUUGUGGUGUCUGUCGUGUUGGGAAAGGAUCUGGUUCCCAGACUCAGCAUUCCGAACAUGGAGGAUCUGAAGAGAAGGAUUCUUAAAAUAGUUUCAAACUGCAAUAAACCCAAAUACCGCAUCCUGCUACAGGGAUGUUGGUAUGAGCUGUUCGGAGGAGACCCGGAUGAUUUCCCCACGGAGAUGGAAAACAGGAGGGAGGAGGAGCUCAGCCAGCCGCUGAUGGGGGAGGAGUCACUGAUGAUUCGCCACUCAUCAUCCUAUCAGAGCCUCGCCUCAGAUGACUCGCCUGCCCACAAGGCAGUUAAUUUACCCCUGUUCCCACCUGGACGCAUUCUGCACAUCACAGAGGACGGGCCGUCAAGGAGAUCCUGUUUUUCCCAGGCCAGGUACCGCGCCGAGUGGUCCAAUGAAAUGGCUUUCAGGAGCAUUCUGAUCAGCCCCAGGAUGCUUUCGGAUCACAUGCCUGAUGCUGUGCUUCGAGCGCUCAACAGUCUGACCAGAGAUAGGCCCUUCUCCCUCUGCCCGUCGUCUCUCAGCAUCAGCCAGCACAACACUAUCUGACGUGUCCCAAACACACUGACUCCUUGUCCUGUCUGCUAAGCCUACUACUGUUUAUAUAAAUAUGUAAGCCAUUUGAGUUUCUCCUGAUCCAGGAUCAUUUCAACUACUUCACUCGGCCUGAAGGUUCUCUUUACAACCAUGUUGGUCCCAGGCCUUAGUAGCGAGCUUUUUAAGUAUAAACAUUUGCAGUUGAUUGUAAUGAAAAAUGAAAACACAUGAAAGAUGUAUCUGUUGUGAUCUGCAUGAAUGAAAAGAAACAUGCCGGAGCACCAGGACUUGAUUGUUAAGUUGCACUUUUAAUUAUUUGAUGUAAAUAAUUUGUUUUCUCCCAGCUCUCCGAGUUAUUUCAAGAGCAAAUCAUGCCAUGAUCUUUGAAUGUGCAUUGUGCCGUUGUAAUGUGAGUGUUCUACAUCUUAUGUUUGUAUGUGCGUGUUGUAUGUUUGGUGGAGGCUGCCCCCCCUCCUCCUCGUGCACUCAGCAGUGUCGGCUCUGCUCUUCCUUAAACGUGGAGAUGGCUGAGGAGCAGCCUCAUUCUGUGUGAGGAGGUUACUCUGACCUCCACAUGUGGACUUCAGCUUCACAUCUCCAUUGUAUUAGUAACUGUGGUUAGUCUGUCCUGUGUUUAACGUCUUGAGACAUCAGGGUGAACAGUGCCUAUGCAUUACAAAAAAAGUCAGAAUUGUUUUUCAGAAAGACUGAAGAGUGCUGUGUGUUUACAGUAAGUGGUUCAGCAUUUUUCUCCAAUGCAGUUUGAGUAGUGCACAGUGUUUGGUAUAAACAUGAUAGAUGUAAGUGGUAGAAAGAUUGUUGAUUUUGUGGAAACCUGUUUACUUGCCAUGGAUAUUGCAUAUUUUAUUUCAGGUAAUAUAUUGUUUAAAUAAUAAACUGAUGCCUGCAUAACUAUCUCACAUCCCCUAUGAAAGGAGUUGGACUCGUCAGUGCGAAUAAAAGCUUCUCCUGAA
Messenger RNA from Paralichthys olivaceus (Japanese flounder), 3629 nucleotides. RefSeq names its product diacylglycerol lipase, beta (gene daglb). Gene Ontology annotation, cellular component: plasma membrane; cytoplasm. Gene Ontology annotation, biological process: diacylglycerol catabolic process; arachidonate metabolic process; neurogenesis. Gene Ontology annotation, molecular function: triacylglycerol lipase activity. The record is from RefSeq and is a predicted model, not a curated record. NCBI's taxonomy places the organism in Eukaryota, Metazoa, Chordata, Actinopteri, Pleuronectiformes, Paralichthyidae.